Molecule: messenger RNA, 1788 nt
Organism: Aspergillus alliaceus
Lineage: Eukaryota; Fungi; Ascomycota; Eurotiomycetes; Eurotiales; Aspergillaceae
Exons: 1
Coding region: 1-1788 (595 amino acids)
Source: RefSeq, a predicted model, not a curated record
AUGCGUAUUGUUCUUUCUACUGUUGCCUUGACGGCAACAGCCCUCGCAGUCCCGGUGACUGUCCCUCCUACCUAUCACCGCACCUCAACUGUUCCCGGCAAGAUCCUUGAUGGUGCGUCGUCGAACACCUUGACGGCGCGGACCUUUGGCCCAAUGAUUAACUGGAUUGGACAACUUAAGCAUGGUGACCAGAGCUGUGAAGCUUGUGAACUUGGCGGAAGCAUGGAUACUAGUAUCAGCGUUGGGACAAAUGCUGAGGAUUGUGAUGAGAACGGAAACAGCAACACAAACUCAAACAGCAAUUCAAACUCAAACAGCAAUGAGAACUCAAACAGCAAUGAGAACUCUGGCAAUACAGUCUGUGAGGGAGGGGAUAGCUGUACUCCUCCCUCCGGCGGUACUCCUCCCACUGGUGGCAAUACAAGUUGUGAGGAGGGUGACGAUACCUGUACUCCUCCUGGUGGUACCCCUCCCUCCGGUGGCACGCCCCCUACUAGCGGCACGCCUCCCACUGAAGGCAUGCCUCCUUCUGGUAGUACUCCUCCUACUGGCGGUACUCCUCCCACUGGCGGUACUCCUCCCACUGGCGGUACUCCUCCCACUGGCGGUACUCCUCCUUCUGGUGGUACUCCUCCCACUGGCGGCAUGCCUCCUUCUGGUAGUACCCCUCCUACUAGUGGUACUCCUCCUACUGGUGGCACUCCCCCAACUGGUGACGUCCCGACCGGCAGCACCCCUAGCGGAACUCCUCCUACCUCCGGCACCGAGACUGGAGAAGAGACCGGCACCGAGACUGGCACUCCCCCCACCGGUGGCACUCCUACUGGCAGCACUCCUCCCAGCUCUGGCACUGAGACCGACACCCCCACCACCAGCGGUACUCCUCCCUCCGGCGGUACUCCUCCCUCCGGCGGUACUCCUCCUUCUGGUGGUACUCCUCCCACUGGCGGCAAUACAGUUUGUGAGGAGGGCGACGAUACCUGUACUCCUCCCAACGGCACUCCUCCCACUGGCAGCACGCCUCCCAGCUCUGGCACUGAUGAAACUGACACUCCUACCACCGGCGGCACCCCUCCCACUGGCGAUGUCCCUACUAGCGGCACUCCCCCCACUUCUGGCACCACCGAAACUGGAGAAGAGACUGGAGAAGAAACUGGCACUGAGACUGGCGGUUCUCCUCCCACAAGCAGCACUCCCCCCACUAGCGGUACUCCUCCUACUGGCGGUACUCCUCCUUCUGGUAGCACUCCUCCUACCAGCGGCACCCCCCCAACUAGCGGUACUCCUCCUACUGGCGGUACUCCUCCUUCCGGUAGCACUCCUCCUACCAGCGGCACCCCUCCCACUAGCGGUACUCCUCCCACUGGCGGUAUGCCUCCUUCCGGUGGCACCCCUCCUACCAGCGGCACCCCCCCCACUAGCGGUACUCCUCCCACUGGCGGUAUGCCUCCUUCCGGUGGCACCCCUCCUACCAGCGGCACCCCUCCCACAGGCGGCAUGCCUCCUUCUGGUGGCACUCCCCCCAGCUCUGACAGCAACGAGGACUGCGAAAUUUGCAAAAACUCUGGAAACAACAACGGCUCCAACGGCUCCAGCAGCAGCAGCAGCUCCAGCUCCUCCAGCUCUUCCUCCAGUUCCUCUAGCUCUUCCUCCUCUAGCUCUUCCAGCAGCUCUUCUAGCAGCUCUUCCUCCAGUUCCUCCGGCGGCACCCACGUUAGCGCCGGUGCUUCUGGCCCUAACGGCCAUGUCUCUGUCUCCAGCAACCCUGAGGACUGCGAGGAGGAGUAA